AUGCUGCAUUUAAGAUUUCAAUAUUCGGAUAGUGUCGACUUCUAUGACGUGCUCAAGAAUUUGGGGGUUGAAGUGAAAGCAGCCGGAAAAUAUCGACAGCAAGGAAAGACGUAUGUGGUCGAAGACGGCGACGUUAUCCUCUUCAAAUUCAAUGCUGGAGCCGGUUUAACAGGAGCGAAAAAGAAGUGA
Messenger RNA from Cooperia oncophora, 189 nucleotides. The record is from the annotation of a GenBank genome assembly. NCBI's taxonomy places the organism in Eukaryota, Metazoa, Nematoda, Chromadorea, Rhabditida, Trichostrongylidae.